AUGGCGUCCCUCAUUACGCUCCCUCCUGAAUGCCUAAUUGCGAUACUCAAAAGCUGUGACACCCCAUCCGAAGCUCUUACGUUUGCCUCCAGCUGCAAGCACCUGCAGGAAGUCUUCGACGAAAACAGACUUUCUAUCCUUGGAAACAUAGCACAGCGCCAAACCCCUGCGUUCGAGGACGCUCUGAUGACCAUCCGCGCAACGAGAAUCGUUCUUGAGCAUUUCAAUCACGGCGAGCUCCCACCGAAUCCUUUUCCCCUUGACACCUUGACCCUAAAAGCCCGACGACCCACCGCGGAGGAUCUACGCGACCUGCGCCAGUGGCAGCACCUGGUCAAAUGCAUCGAAGACAUCGUCCUGAACAAGUUCGAAUGGGGCCGAGAGUGCGAUGCAACUAUCAGACACGAUCCUGCAACAUGGUCCAUCUGGCAGGAGAACUUCCACCGCGCAAUCUACCGGUUCUUCCUAAUGGGCGCCGUCCUGUGUGGUGCAUACCAAGACCCUCUGUCACCGGCAGGUAAGCACGGCAGCCCCCCAUCGUCCUUCAACUACUACGGCGACCGGAUGGAGGACGCAAGCCACUUUGGCCCCCUACUCAGGCCGUGGGAAAUGGCCCAUUUCCUCAAAUACCCCGUCUUCAACUUCGAGGCCCACCACAAGCACGAGCCCAUCUACGGACCCCUGGCAGAGCUAAUGAAGAACCAAACCGAGCUCCGCGCACGCGAUCUAGCCCAAGACCCCGCUGAUGUCCUGCUGAAGGAGAUGGUAGAUUGUCUAGCCUUCUCCGUAGCCCUCCUCAACCCGACCUUCGAAGAUGCGCUGUGGCGGCUCCAACCGCUUGACUACGAGGCAGGACAGGAUUUCUCACACAUAACAGUCAUCCCACUCGGCCACUUCUACCCAGAGAUCAUUCAGAUGCCGAACAACUCGCGAGACGCACACAAUACCCUGCUGCUGCAUGGCCCUGUCGAGCACGAGGACAGCAUAGCCGGAGCCCCUGCGUGGCACGAAUCGGCUCCAUACAUGCGAUCCAUCCUCUAUACCAUGCACUCGUAUUCCGAGCAGCCGAAUCACUGGGCCGAGGGACCUGGGAGUGAGCUGUACCCGACUCCUCCGCCACCAAUCCAGAUAUUCCAAUACAUGCUCCGCAAGUAUUUGGGCUGUCGGUUUGCGGGCGAGGCGUUUGACGAUGAUUUGGACAGGGAGGAUGUCAGCUACAUCCAUCUGAAGACUAAUCCGUUCGUCAGCGAGGUCUUCCUGCAUCGUUGGCCAGAUGCUGGAGAUUUGGACGUCAAGGGCCUUUUUGCUAACGAUACUGCUGAUUAUGAGGAUCACAUCGUUCAUAAUCAUGAGGUGGUGGUCUUAGCGUGGGAGUACUAG
Aspergillus mulundensis is the source of this 1380-nucleotide messenger RNA. RefSeq lists its product as uncharacterized. Bases 1 to 1380 code for a protein of 459 amino acids. The record is from RefSeq and is a predicted model, not a curated record. Lineage: Eukaryota; Fungi; Ascomycota; Eurotiomycetes; Eurotiales; Aspergillaceae. The transcript has a single exon.